GACCCAAUCAACCAUUUGUACCCGAGACUUUCUCCGCACUCGAGGAUCUGACGGCGACAGUGGCGGUACCCUUGCAAAAGGGCAACAGUGGACGAUCGCUGGUCAUGGGCUUUUCUGCCGCCCAACUCCGCCUUUUUGUAUCGACGACCACCCUAGACUUUCGCGACAGCGCAGAGCUGCCGGUGACGAGGGCGUCAAAGUCUAGCAGGUUACACGCGUCUCCGAUACUUCAUCAGCCAUCACAGCAUCCAGGAUAUCGAGUUUGAGCAAGAAUCGCUUCAGGGCAUCAUCAACAGGCUGCGCGCACCCGCUUCUUACCCGUAAACAAACGGGACCUAGAGACCCCGGAGACCGGGAGAGAGGUGCGGUGCAUCACUCCUUCCUUCCCUCCUUCCCGCGCCCUCGCCCCGAGAACCCUGGGGUGGCUGCCCUGUUUAAAUAUUGGAGGUCGGCGGCCUGAAUUUGCCGCGCCCUCGCUCUCAAGGACAUCGGGCCAUGGCCGACAAGACAGCCGAACUGCAGAACCUGACCCGCACCGUCCAGAAUCCUGCUCUGCAAAAGACGGUGCUCCAACAGAUAUGUCAGGUCAAUGGCCUCGCUAAGACGGGCAACAAAGUCGAUCUACAAAGGCGGAUCACCCAACAAUUAUCCAACGUGUCUGAAAAGCAAGAUUGGCAGCAGUUCGAGGAACUCCGCAAGAACAUUUUGGCGCGUGCCACUCCUCCAGCAUCUCGUUCUAUAGCCACCCCGACAGCCAGCCCUGCGAUAGUUGUUCCGCAAGCUGCCCUCCCAGCUGUAUUGUACAACAGUCAGUCGCAAUACCAACCACCACGACCGGCGACCCCGCCCCAAUAUGCUACCAUGGCGUCCUCUUAUGGCUCUUCGGGUUAUCGGGCGGCAUAUGGCGGCUACAACUCCCACUCGGCCGGGAUGCCCAUCCAGAAACCACCACCUGCUCGAAUAAUCGAGCAUUUUGCCUUUAAGUCGAGCCCUUUCUACGAGCUGAGGCACCAGCUGGGCAAACCCCGAGAGUUGGAGGUAAUGACGAGUCAUAGGAACACGGAAAAGAUCGAGUUGAGAGGGUCGGAGAUGUCUGUGUGCGAUGAAAACCCAUCCAUGAGGGUUCUGGUGUUUUGUGCCAACGGGACAACGCCAAUUCAGGACAUUGCCUUUCCUUAUCAAUGCGAACUACGGGUAAAUGGCGAGGAGGUCAAGGCCAACUUGAGAGGGUUGAAAAACAAGCCCGGCUCGACGAAGCCUGUCGAUGUGACGCACCUGUUGCGCUUUCGACCUCCGAGCUAUACCAACCGCAUCGAGGUGACAUAUGCCUUGACUCAAAAGAAGUUUUAUCUGUCCGUGGUCCUCUGCAAAACCACCACGGUGGAAGCUCUGGUGCCGCAGAUCAGGCAGAAGAUCCGGAAGGAGCACGUUAUUGAUGAAAUUACCAAGGCGGCCAGUGAUCCAGAUGUGGUUGCGACAUCGCAGAACCUGAGCCUCAAAUGCCCCAUCACAUACAUGCGUCUGACAAAUCCAUGCCGCGGCGUCAAGUGCAACCACAUUCAGUGUUUCGAUGCAUCUUCCUAUCUCCAGAUGCAAGAGCAAAGCCCAUUGUGGGUGUGUCCCAUUUGCAACAAGGCCACCCCGUUUGAGCAGCUGGCGAUUGAUGAGUACGCGCGUGACAUCUUGGCUCGCACAUCGGAAUCUACGGAGCAGGUCACCAUUGAGCCAAAUGGAGAAUGGGCUCUUCCUGGUGCCAAAAAGGACACAGGAGUUUCUAAGAGUCAGGAGGCUAGCUAUAUUGACGACGAUGAUCUCGUGGUUUAUGAGAACCCCAGCAAGCCAAGUUACAGCUCUGCACAGCAUCCGUCGAGUGCUGCUUAUCUGGGGACGCCACAGAGUGGUGCUUCUAGAGACACCUCUGCUGCACCCCGGUCCUCCAGCAAGCGAUCCGCUCCCGAGGUCAUUGACCUGAUUUCCUCUGACGAUGAAGAUGAUGCCCAGCCCGCAAAGCGCCCGAGGUACUACUAG
This is a messenger RNA of Podospora pseudopauciseta, 2028 nucleotides long. RefSeq names its product E3 SUMO-protein ligase pli1 (gene pli1). The coding region runs from base 496 to 2028 and encodes 510 amino acids. Gene Ontology annotation, biological process: protein sumoylation. Gene Ontology annotation, cellular component: chromatin. The record is from RefSeq and is a predicted model, not a curated record. Gene Ontology annotation, molecular function: SUMO ligase activity; zinc ion binding. The transcript is spliced from 6 exons. Lineage: Eukaryota; Fungi; Ascomycota; Sordariomycetes; Sordariales; Podosporaceae.